AAAAUGUUUUUAUAUAUAAACUGUACUGUAGUCCACAACAGUCACAGUUUGCAUUCUAUACUCAAAUUAAACAGUUCAAGUCGUUUAACAGGAGAUCCAAGAUGUUCAAGAUCAUCGCUCUGGUUGCCUGUCUGGCCGUUGUUGCCUCUGCCCAGUACUACGGAGGAGAUCACGGCCAUGAAGAUUAUCACCACAGCCAUCCGAGCUACAAGUACGAGUACGGAGUUAAGGACUCGCACACCCACGACCACAAGAGCCAGUGGGAGUCCCGUGAGGGAGACCACGUUAAGGGACAGUACACCGUGGAUGAGGCCGAUGGAACCCACCGUGUUGUAGACUACAGCUCGGACCACAAGACCGGAUUCCAGCCCCAUGUCCAGCGAGUGGGUCAUGCCCAUCAUCCCCAUGGCGAGAGCUACUCCAACAUCAAGCAGCACUACUGA
Messenger RNA from Culex quinquefasciatus (southern house mosquito), 443 nucleotides. RefSeq names its product cuticle protein 19-like. Bases 102 to 443 code for a protein of 113 amino acids. The record is from RefSeq and is a predicted model, not a curated record. The transcript has 2 exons. Lineage: Eukaryota; Metazoa; Arthropoda; Insecta; Diptera; Culicidae. Gene Ontology annotation, cellular component: extracellular matrix.